AGAGUACAGGAGAGAGUCGAAGGGUCUAGGGUGCUUCUUGUCGAAGAAAAAUCGUUCCCUUUUCAAAUUAUGCUGUUAACUAGUUUCCCUGGUUUGUGCCGGGGUGUUGCCAUUUUGGAGAGGACAUUGCUGCUGCUGUGUCGCUGCGAAAACAUGGCAAACCAAAACAUAACCAACAAAAACGUUACAGAACCACAAGAAAACAUAUUUAGAUAUUUAUGCCCAAGUUUGCUUUCACAAAACGACAUCUUGAAAGAACUUAAGACAAGAUGUUUUAAAAUCAAAGGAUUGGAGAUUAAAAGCAGGGAUGAGCUGACGCAGAUUUUUAUAAAACAUCUUUUGCCAUUACCUCAACGGUGUUUUCCAAAUAAUCAUCAUGGAAAUCUCAUUAAUAAAAUGAUCCUUAGAGAAAAUGCACCAUCCAAGAGAAAGGAGAAACAUGAGCAGAAUCAAAGCUGUUUGCAGUAUGGAUUUAAUAGUGUGCAAGACACAAAACUGUCAUUGAAGUCACCAGCGAAAGGAGGUUUGGAUCGCCUUAAACCACCAAUUGAUUCUUCUAGUGUUCAGCAUAGAAAGAUAUCAUUUUCUAAGACUUCUUCAUCAUCAUCAUCAACCAAUGCUACCCUAGACAAGAUUGUUGUAAAUAGCCAUUUAGAAAGAUGCCACAGAAAAAGUAUGGAUGAAAUGGUUGAAACAGCAAAAAAUGACUUAAAAAGAGCCCAUUCCGAGACUGAGGAAGAUAUUUCUCCAUCAAAGAAGGGAAGACAGAGAAUAGCAUGGCCUUAGACUUAGGAUUUUGGUUUUGACAAGUUGCCCUCUAAACAAUACUUGUUACUAUUCUUACCUUCUAUGACGACAGAUGUCAACAAUACGUCGAUUGUGGCUGGCUCAGUUCCUCUCACAUUUUCUUCGUCAGAUGAAUUUCACAUCAGUCAAAGGAACUCAAUUAAUUUUCCUUGGUAAUAAUUUGUAAUUAACUCUUUCAACAAUUAUCAAUUUAUUUCUGCCAUUUCUGAUCCAUGAAUCCAUGUUACACAUCUUGCAAACCAAUAUUGACCUCCUUUUCACUUGAACUUCAAUGAGUAUUGAGUAAAUGUAACUUAUAUCAUCCAGCAAGUCACUGUAUUUUGUUGUUUUCUGUUCUGUAGCUGGAAGUUUGGAAAUCUGCAAGCUAAUGGUCGUAAUGUUGGUAGUAACUUAUAUUUCAAUGGGCUUUAAAUAGCUUGUAAGUUAAAUCUAAGUUACAUGAGCUUCUGAUUUCUCUUCAUGAAUCAUAACUUGAGAAAACGGUACUUGACAUUGCCAGUUAAGAGAUAAGAUUUCUGUCUAUGAUGGUAAGCUUGAGAGAAGUAAAAGUACAUGGAUCUGUCACAUAUUAGAUAGAGGCAAUUGUACUUCACCCUUACAUUUCUUUGCCAGUUUACAGUUUCAAAAUGACAAUGAUUAAAAGACAAUUAAGAAUCAA
Frankliniella occidentalis (western flower thrips) is the source of this 1465-nucleotide messenger RNA. Its product is annotated as ashwin-like. Lineage: Eukaryota; Metazoa; Arthropoda; Insecta; Thysanoptera; Thripidae. The record is from RefSeq and is a predicted model, not a curated record. Bases 70 to 786 code for a protein of 238 amino acids. The transcript has 4 exons. Gene Ontology annotation, cellular component: tRNA-splicing ligase complex. Gene Ontology annotation, biological process: embryonic morphogenesis.